Salvelinus fontinalis (brook trout) is the source of this 1923-nucleotide messenger RNA. Its product is annotated as B-cell receptor CD22-like. Bases 1 to 1923 code for a protein of 640 amino acids. The transcript is spliced from 10 exons. Lineage: Eukaryota; Metazoa; Chordata; Actinopteri; Salmoniformes; Salmonidae. The record is from RefSeq and is a predicted model, not a curated record.
AUGGCCUUGAGAACAGCAGGAAGUGUGUUGGUGGUCUUUGUCUGGUCUGUAGCAGUGGUACUGGGUCAGGAUGGCUGGAGUGUUACUUACACCCCUCAGAAUAUCUGUACCUUGAAGGGGUCAACAGUGGAGCUGUUCUGCUUUUACACAUAUCCCAGAGGUCAUACAGUCACAACAACCUUCUGGUUCACUAAAAUUAUAAAUCUAAGAGACGACCCAGACUACAAAGGUCGUGUGACGUACCGUAGCGAUAGGAGGAAUGGCCACACUCUGAGAAUCACAGAACUGAGAGAGAGUGACUCAACUGAGUACAAGUUUAGAUUCAGAACAGAUCAGACCGGAGGGAAGUAUACUGGUGAUCCUGGAGUCACCUUGUCUGUUACAGGUCUUCAGGUGAAAGUGACUGGUGGACAUCAGGAUAAGACACUGACCUGUAUCACCACCUGUAUUCUGACUGACAACCCCACCUACAUCUGGUACAAGAACGGACAACAUCUAGAUGAGAGCACCUCCCCCCAGUACAAAGACCCAGUCUCCAGUAACUAUGAAGACAGUUACUCCUGUGCUGUAAAAGGCCAUGAGGAUCCCCGGAUCUCUUCUUCAGUGUGUGUUCAGGAUCAGGACUGCGUCAGUGUGACUUACACCAACAGGAGAAUCUGUGCCUUGAAGGGGUCAUCAGUGGACAUAUCCUGUACUUAUGGCAGUGGUUAUGAUACGAUCACAUCAUCACUCUGGUUUAGUCCUAAUCAGAGUGACAGCUGGAGGGAUGAGUUGAUCCCUGAGGACCUAACCACAGACCCAAGAUAUGCAGGUCGUGAGGAGUAUGCUGGAGAGAAGGAGAGAGGUCAAUCCACCCUGAGAAUCACAGAUCUGAGAGAGGAGGACUCUGCCGAGUACAAGUUCAUAUUCAACUCAGAAACCUCAGGAUGGGGGUACAGCUUCCCUGGAACAACUCUGACUGUCACAGGUCUUCAGGUGCGGUUUAAGGAUCCAACCAACAUCAUAGAGGGAAAGUGUCUUUGUCUGUUCUGUGAGUCCAUAUGCUUUCUGCAGGACAACCCCUCUUACAUCUGGUACAAGAACGGACAACGUCUGAUCAGACACGAGACCAAGUACCUGAUCCUAGACCCAGUCAGCAGUAAGGAUGCAGGCAGAUACUCCUGUGCUGUAGAAAACCAUGAGGAUCUCCCCUCUCCUGAAGAGACUCUCACUGUCACAUAUGGUCCAAAGAACACCUCAGUAUCAGUCAGUCCCUCUGGUGAAAUAGUGGAGGACAGUUCAGUGACUCUAACCUGCAGCAGUGAUGCCAACCCACCUGUGGACAAAUACACCUGGUACAAGAAGAAUGUAACCUCACCAAAAGCAUCAGGACAGAGUUACAGCAUCACAAACAUCAUCUCUGAGGACAGAGGAGAAUAUUACUGUGAGGCUGGGAAUACAAUAGCAUCUAAUAACUCUACAGCUCUGAUGAUCAUUAUAGCAGCGAAACAAACCUCAGUUCUGACUGCAGCUGUAGGAAUUAUAGUGGUUGUUCUGGUUGUCAUACUCUGUCUCUCUGGACUGUGGUUCAGGAAUAAGCGGAACAAAUCUACCUCUGACACAAGAGACACAGCAGACGAUGGACAGGGAGACUCUAGUCCAGUGUAUGACAACAUCUCAAGCAUGGCCAUGACCCCUACAGACAACCACUAUGACGUUCACUAUCCUAGGGUCCACUUCUCUCGCUUCAAAAACCAGGAAGUUCCUCUGUACUCCACCGUCCAACUGCCUCAACCGCAGAAACAGGAAGAGGAUGUCCAGUACGCUGCCGUGAAAUUCAACCACCCCAGUGCUGCCCCCCCACCUGCAGCAGCACAAGCAGCUGAGGAGGACUCCUCUGUUGUCUACAGUACAGUCAACAAACCCAGAAACAAGAAGACCUGA